AUGGCACAAGGGACAGAGUCACAUCAUCACUUCUGGAACCCUGCAGCUGCAUCAGCAUCUGGCGGAAAGUCUUUGGCUUUCAAAUCUGCCGUGGUGUUGACAUCUACAUUUGCAGCCUUUGCAGUGGUUUCGCUGAUUGUUGAGCCACUUUACGGCGAGGAGCUGGUCGAGAAGUUCAUCAAGCAGACGCACGCUUCGGAAAGCGGCGUUCCCAAUGUUCCCAACGUCCUUUUCCCGAAUGACUGGAGAUACAGGACGCAUCGCUGGCCACAGCUGCUUUUUCUCACACAGCAAGAGACAGAAUUCGCGCGUCGAAUGAUGUUCUCUUUACUUUUUGGCGCGUUGCUUGGUAUUGAAAGGCGUGAGUCAAACAGAGGAGCUGGUGUGCGCACAAUGAGCUUAGUCUCGCUCGGGGCAUGCAUCUUCACGAUUGGCUCGAUUUAUGCAUUUGAGGCAGGAACACAGACGUGGGAUUCAUCUCGUGUUGCCGCUGCUUUGCCAUCGGGAGUGGGCUUCUUGGGUGGUGCCCUGAUCUUCAAGGAUUCUGGCCAGAUCAAAGGCCUUACAACCGCUUGCGGCGUUUGGCUGGCGUGUGCUGUGGGAAUGUGCUGUGGUGGCGGAAUGUACUUCGUGAGCUUCUUUGGCGUUGCCGGUGUUGUGGCAAUGCUCCGCUUCGGACCCAGAUCGCCAAUGCCUGAGGAUGAAUCCGAAGAAGCACCUGCGCCCGAGCUAAAGGAUCGACCCGUGUCGCUCGAAGGAUUGGACCAUCCUCUUAUCCGCAAGAAGUCGGCAAAAACCUUAAUUGUUGGUGAUGAGUAG
Messenger RNA from Symbiodinium natans, 819 nucleotides. The record is from the annotation of a GenBank genome assembly. NCBI's taxonomy places the organism in Eukaryota, Dinophyceae, Suessiales, Symbiodiniaceae.